Messenger RNA from Cladocopium goreaui, 1026 nucleotides. The record is from the annotation of a GenBank genome assembly. NCBI's taxonomy places the organism in Eukaryota, Dinophyceae, Suessiales, Symbiodiniaceae.
AUGGGCUUUGUGCAUAAGCCAAACCUUUGUCCCACUUGUGAAUGCAAAAAAAUCCAAGGUCCUUGCCAACAGACUAGGCAGAAUCGCUCUCCCUGGUGGUUCUGGCGCUGUUCGUUCUGGAGUUGUCAGACGCGGCUGCCGUUUCUGAAUAAUAGUGCCUUCGUUGGUCUUCGACUCCAACCAAAGACACUGGUUCAGCUGAUUCUUCACUAUGCCUCGUCGAGCUUGACCAAGGUUGUGACCCGAGAUGAUCUAGUUCAAGCAGUCAAUGUUGGAUGGCAGCAAGGGCAACAUUUCCUAGAUGUGUUGACAACGCAAGAAGCUGAAGCAGGGGAACUGUUCUGCAAAACGGCUGUGUUGAGCCGAAGCAUCGAAUGCGAUGCUACGGGUCUGGGUCGUUAUUAUGUCAAGAGAACCAACCUCUUGAUGGCGGACCAGAUUCAACAGCUGGAAGACAAAAAAAAGUCGCAAUGCAAAGCUUAUCCGUGUCACAUCCGCUUGCUGGGCCUGCACGAACGUGGAGGUGCUUUUGUCGCAGCUUUUCUGCGACCACGAGUUGCUUUGCCGAAAAGCCGACCGCCAGUAGAAGCAUGGGAUGAGAUUCGGUCGUCCGGCUUGUUGGACAGAGUUUCUCACCGAGGCAAAAGAGCUUUGUACAGUGAUGGUGCACGAGCUUGGAUGACUGCUGGCAAACAUCUGGGCAUCAAAUGCUAUCAGGUGUCACACCAGCGAAAAGAGUUUUGCCGCUCUCUCUCCGAAGUUGACCCCAAGCUUUCAAAGAAAGCUGGAACACAAGUCAUUGACAGAAAGUGGAAGGCAUUGAAAGACUUUUUGCCAAGCAACUACCACCGAAAGAUCAAUGGCCCACAUGGCAGCCAAGUCAACCCUCGGAUGAGACAGCGUGUCUUUCAGUUUUGCUGGCGCAAUUCGCUGAAAUGGCCGAGCCCAGCACAAUUCUUAAAACAACUGGCAAAGUUGCAAGGAAAAAAUUGCAGCGGCGUUAGUUUUCAGGGUGCUGAAAAAUAG